Molecule: messenger RNA, 1863 nt
Organism: Lactuca sativa (garden lettuce)
Lineage: Eukaryota; Viridiplantae; Streptophyta; Magnoliopsida; Asterales; Asteraceae
Product: putative E3 ubiquitin-protein ligase RHA4A
Biological process (GO): protein ubiquitination
Molecular function (GO): transferase activity
Source: RefSeq, a predicted model, not a curated record
UUAUAAUGAGCUUGUGAUGGGAAGGAAUAAUCAUAAUGUUUCCCUUUGAUCAAUUGUUGCUUCAUGUCAAAAGCCAUUACUUAUACCGAUCAUAUUCACCUUUGUUUUUGCUUUUUUCAUUGUCGUUUUCAUAUCUAACUCACAACCCAUGUAAUCUCCAUCAAACAUGAUCCACUAUAGCUUGUUCCAUAUAUACACCCCAUCCCUUGGUUACUCACUCAAUUAAGUAAUCCACUGGGGAUUCUGUUAUGUAUUUUUCAUAUAUAAAACCAAACAAGCUAGGGUCUUUCAACUAUUCUCAUAUGAAUUGAUAAGUUGGUCACUAGAAAGAAGCACAGCCUUCUUUAUCUCCCAAAAGAUUCUAACUUUCACUUUCUCAUUCAGCUUCAUUUAUAGACUCAUGUCUUGACUCAAUCAAGUAACUUGACAUCCACUAGGGUUUCUUUAUGUUUCAUGCAUAAAAACGGAACAAGCAUCUUUUCGCUCUUUUGCUUGUAAACUCUGAGUUGGUACUUAUAAACACAAACCCGUCUUCUUUUCCACUAAAAGAUACUAACUUUCACUUAACUUGCAUCCGUACACUCGGGUUCCCAUUCCAUGAAGAAGCAAUCAAUCCACUAGGGUUUCUUUAAGUUUCGUGUACAAAACCCAUAAAAGUAUCUUUAUUCCCUUCCUAUAUAAGCUUUGAGUAGGUGUUCGAAAGCACAAACCAUAAGACACCCUCCUUCUCUUUCUGUCAAAAGAUUCCUACUUUAUCUGUUUACAUUCACAUCCAUAUACUGAUCAGAUCCUAGCUUGAUCAAGAAAUCAAGAAAACACCACUAGGGUCUAUUUUAGUCUUUAUAAUAGAAACCGAAGAAGGAUCUUUCUUUUCACUCUUGUGAUAUAUCUAGACUAAUUUUGGUUGGUGACCAGAAGAAAAUUAAGUAGUUAAAAAGGCAAUGGGGUACCUUCAAUCUUCAAGUACAAGUGGUGGUGUUGGCUCUCACUUGUAUUCUCAAGCACUUCAAAUGAAAUUAUACCAAGCAUUCAUAUUUUCCAUCCCAAUACUCUUCUCCAUAAUACUUUUCCUCUUGUUUUACUUGUUCUACCUCAAAAAAACUUUUAGCAACACCAAUUCUUCGUCUUCUUCAUCUAUACUCCAUCUAAGAACCUCAAGGAAUCAAGCUGAUUCUUCAACUCUUCAUCAAUAUAGCGAUAUGGGAUCGAAGAUAAACCUUGAAGACAAGCUCAGUGUGAUCUUGUUUGAUGAAGAUUUAUACACAAAGGAUUCAAUGUGUUGUGUUUGUCUUGGAGAUUUUGAGAUGAAUGAGAAGCUACAUCAAAUACCAUCCUGCCAUCACAUGUUCCAUGGUGAUUGCAUUAGAAACUGGCUCCAUUCCAACACCACAUGUCCACUCUGCAGAUGCUCAGUCGUCAAUAAUGCCGCCAAAGACAGCCACCAAGAGCCGCCAGUGGUUCCUGAACCAGCCACCAUGACCAACAUGAGUUCGAGCUUACAAAGAGUUCCUUCAGAACAUAGUGUGAUCAUCAUAUUUGACGAAGGGUCAUCAUCUAGUUCAAGUAUGGACGACAAGUCACAUCCAAAUCAAGAAUCUGUUGUUAUUAAUGUUCCUUAUCCAUGAUUCUUGGAUUUGCAUGAAAGUAAUUUUGCUAGAAGGGUAGAAUAGUCAUUACUCUUUAGACUAGAUCAAUAAUACAUGCUUCAAUGUUGUACCAAUUGUCAUCCAAGUUGUAUGUACGUACAAGAUCACUCAUGACUUUGGUAGUAAUAGUUAGGCUUUAAUUACAAAUAAACUGUGACCUAUGAACUACGAUAGAAAACAAGAUAUGAGAUUUGGCCACCUUUUGUCACUUUUUUCA